This is a messenger RNA of Chara braunii, 2417 nucleotides long. The record is from the annotation of a GenBank genome assembly. NCBI's taxonomy places the organism in Eukaryota, Viridiplantae, Streptophyta, Charophyceae, Charales, Characeae.
GGCAGCGGAGGUAGUCGGGGUGGGACGAUAGAGCGCGUUCUUCCUUCCUUUUUUUUUUCGCCUUCGUUCGACUAGCAGGCGUUGGGACUCUCGAGAGACGCGACGAAUUGAAGAAGAGAGAUUCCCGAGAGGAGGAGGUUGCGGCGUCGGGCAGCUAUGGCGGCUUCGUGUGGUGGCGGCGGCGGGAGGCGGGGCCUGUUCUCCACCCCUACGUUCUUGGUGGCUAUGGUCGUCGUCCUCCUCUUUCAACAGCACGCCAUGUCCGUCGAUGCCUAUGGUCUGGCCGAUUUCCUCGCUGCGUACAACAACCCCAACGUGUCCUAUCACGAGGUGAAGGCCGACAUCGCUCUCAAGGCCUCCCUCCCUGCCAUCGACAGAGCACUGACGCUGGUCGGCAAAGGCCCCAAGCCAAGCAAGCCUGUUGUCAUCGACGGGAGCUCAAAGUUCGCGGGAAUUGUCACUCAGGCGGACAUCAAGCUCGUCAACCUGGAGUUCAGAAACUUCCGCUCCGCUAGUGGCGGCGCUCUCUCCGCCAGUCUGGCCAAGGCGUUCAUCGACAAGUGCAUUUUCCGCAACAACCGCGCCGGCGGGAACGGCGGCGCUCUCGACUUCUCCGACACGGGGAUUACAGUCCGACGGUCGCAGUUCGUCGGCAAUCGCGCGUCGGGAUCGGGCGGGGCCAUCUACACAUUCACCGAGGACUACGGGCGCAUCGAAGACUGCAUCUUCGACGGCAAUUCGGCGGGGAGUGGCGGCGCCUUGGCACUACGAAAGAACAUCGGGAUCUGGGUCCGGAAGUCCACGUUCCGCAGUAACAAAGCGAGCGAUCAAGGUGGCGCCAUCUACUUCAGCCGAGGGUUGGCGACAUUGUCGGGCAACAAGUUCAUCAACAACGUGGCGGGAUCUUUUGGCGGCGCAUAUCGCUUUUACGGAGAUGAGGAGGGGGUGCUCAGCAUCUGCCGAGGCAAUUCCUACUCGGGCAACAAGGCGAAACCCGCCACGUCGAACAACGUUUAUCUUAUGGUCGUCAGCUCCGACCCCAACUUUCCCAACGUGUUCUACUGCGGAGCAUUGCCGCCGUCAACUCUGGUUAACGCCACAAAUGGCGGCGUGGCGAACAAUUGCAAAGACUGCUGAGCGUUACUGUUUUCUGUUUUCAUUUCUUUUAGAAAGUUUAAUGCCUAUGUUCUUCUCUCCUGAAGUUCAUCUUCCCCCGCCCCCCCCCUUUAUCUCGUCAUCCAACGGUAAAAAAUGCGAGUUUCGUUUCCGAAGAUGGCGGCAUCCCUCUCUCUCUCUCCCUCUCUCUCUCUCUCUCUCUCUCUCUCUCUUUCUCUUUCUCUUUCCCUCGCUCUCUCUCUCUCUCCGUCCCUCCAUCCCUGUCUCUCUCUGUGUCUCUCUUAGGUACUCUUUUCCUCCGGCUUCUCACUGAGCAGGCAUGAAGACGAAAUGUCGCCUCUGCUGACGGUCAGAAAUGCGAGUUUUGUUCUUCGGCAUCGCUCUCUCUCUCUCUCUCGCUCGCUUUCUCUCUCGCUUUCUCUUUCUCUUUCCAUCCCUCUCUCUCUCUCUCUCGCUCCCUCCCUCCCUUUGUCUGUUUCUCUCUCUUGGGUACUCUUUACCUCUGGCUUCCCACUGAGUUCAGUCACGAAGAUGAAAUGUCGCCUCUGCUGCUGAUCCAAUUUGUAAGAUUGUUUUCUGCUGAACCGUGAGAGAGCCGUUUUUCUUUAACCCCUUUUUAACCUAAAUAAGAAAGAGAGAAGGAAUCCGAGAAGAAGGAAAAAGAAGCGGAGGAAUUGUGUGGUGCAUCGAUCAUUACUACGUAGCCUUCGAUUGGAUAGCACUUUGAAUCUGGUCCGUUCAUUGGUGAAGACGGGAGGGGUCCUUGCAACCGCUCAGAGACAUGGACAAAUAAAUGUGGCAUUUGUACCUUCCCGCGUGGCGUGGCGGGAAAAUCCUAGUGGCGGGAAUUGCAAUCAAGUACUGACUUUGGCGGGAAUUGCAUUAAAGUAUAUAGAAAAAAAAAUUCGAUUUGGAGGGUUUCUUUAAAUGUCAAUCUGAAGCUGUAAUUGCUUCCUUUUUGAUGCUUCAUCAGCUUUCUCAUUCGGUGGUUCCUUUUUCGGAAAUAUUCUGCAAUAAUGCACGCCUGAUUUAAAUGACCGAGUAGGAGCGCGCCAAAACUUGACACUGGAGGGAGGUGCCGUGCUCGAGUCCGAAAGAUGCGGCAUUUAUUACUAGCCCCUCCCCCCUUGUUUUUCUUUCUUCUAUUUAGGGGGAAUAAAAAAAGAUAUAUCAUUAUUCUGUUUAAAUGCGAUUUCGCCCUUACAUCCCAUGGAACUGUGCCCUCUCCAAAAAUAAAUAAAUAAUAAUAAUAAAAUAAAAAUGAUGCCCUCCCUUCUCGUCAGUAAAUGCAAUUGACGUGG